AUGGGGUUCGCAGGCACCGACCCGCUCAACCCCGCCGUCCUGCUCGAGGACUCGGUGGCUGUCGUCGGGGUCGGCAUCGCCGCUGCGGGCGUCGGCGUCUCGCUUGUGACUGCCACUCGCCCGAGCAACCCGGUCUACGACGCCGCCGGCUCGAUCGCCGUCGGGGGACUGAUGGGCGCCGUCGCCAUCUUCAUCAUCAACCGGAGCCAGACCUCCUCGGCAGGGCGGCGGCUCGUGCGCCUUCCCCCGACCCUCCCCCGACCCUUCCUGCACAGGAACCGCACCUUCCUUGGCCAGUCGGCGGACGAGAUGGUCCUGACGGUGCAGGACGUCAAGUCGGUGCUGGUGGGGCCGCAGAGCGCGCGCUUCAAGGCCGAGAUCCACUUCAACCCGCAGCUGCUCUCGGACAAGUACCUCGCCGCGCACAACAACCUGCGCGAGGUGCACAAGACGUGCCGCGCGGUCGAGACGGAGGAGGACGCGAAGCGACUCUUCGAGCGGUCCGCCGUCUUCCUCCUCGCGACUCUCUCCAUCGAGGCGGCAGCGCCGGCCGCCCUCACGCGACACCGGCUGGAGCACAUCGUGCGCACGGCGUACCCAGAGUUCAAAUACAUAGACUUGGAGGUGUUGUGA
Molecule: messenger RNA, 633 nt
Organism: Emiliania huxleyi CCMP1516
Lineage: Eukaryota; Haptophyta; Isochrysidales; Noelaerhabdaceae
Exons: 5
Coding region: 1-633 (210 amino acids)
Biological process (GO): zinc ion transport
Molecular function (GO): monoatomic cation transmembrane transporter activity
Source: RefSeq, a predicted model, not a curated record